CAGACUGCACAUCUACCUACCUCACACACACAGACACACCAUGACUUAAUAAAGUGAUGAAAGGAGAAGCGGACUAUAAACACUUGGGGCACUUUCACUGGAUUUUAAACCUGAAAUUGGUGGACAAUAUAUUUUUUUACAUUGUGGAUGUAUAUAGAUAUAUCUUUUUUGUAUUCUUAACAAAAUUAUGAAUCAAUCACUCUGGGAAAAUGCAGGCUUUUUUUAUCUGUCACAUUGAGCUUUUCUGCUGAAACGUUUCAAAGCUACCUUUUCACCUUUCACAUUCCAACAAACAUGUUGUUGAUGUGCUAUUAACAACAACACAUGACUACAUUGGAGUAGGUAUUAGGAUGUGGAUGCUUAAUGUUUCCCUGGAAGACUGAAACUGAACUUUAACCAAAGAUGACAGACCUCACCGAAGUAUCUGUUUACUCAGAAUCCUCUGACAUUUACAAGAAUGUUUUCUGCAACCCCGCAUUUGAGCUUGAUGGUGAGCAUGAGGAGAAAGUGGAAGGAUUCAGUUCUGCCAGUACUGCCAUGGCCCUAGAGCCAGUAAAGAGCCCAGCUGCAAUCAUCCGAGGUGUGUUCAGUGUGUGUGUGAUGCGUCUGCGGGGUCCGUGGUGUAGCUGGGGGGCCGUGGUGGUCUCUGUUGCUGCUGUGCUCCUGGUAGCAGCCCUGGGCCUGGCACUGGUGCUCAUCUUCACACAGCUAAAGGGGCAGAGUGUGGAUGAGGAAGUGGUGUCGACCAAUCCCCUGAACUUGUUGACUGGAGAUGGACUGCCCCGUGGUCUACCCACAACCCCCACCAACCACAGUCAGAGGGACAGUACAGUGGCCCCACAGCCAGCCAGAUACCCUACCCCUGAAACUAGAUGUGGGGGCGUAUUGACAGACUCAGAGGGUAGCUUUAGCUCCCCCAACCACCCUGGGUCGUAUCCCCCGGACUCGCUGUGUGUCUGGGUGAUCCGGGCGCGCCCUCCAUCCCUGGUCCAGAUCCAUGUGUCCUCUCUGACCAUAGAAGGACCAUCCCCCUGCCUCUUUGACUGGCUGGAGGUUCAGGAGGAGACGGAGCAGCCUUCUGUUGUCACCAGGUUCUGUGGCAACGUGGCACCCCCUACUGUGAACACCAACAGCAGCACUGUGUGGGUGACCUUCCGCUCUGACGGGAGCAUCGGAGGCAGUGGCUUCAUCGCCCAGUACCACGCCAUCACACUUGAACAGAAGAGCUGCUCCAGGGAGGAGUUUAUGUGUGACCAUGGGCGCUGCAUCCUGCCUGUGUCAGUGUGUGACAGCCAGCCCAACUGUCAUGACCACUCUGAUGAGGCCAACUGCAGCCACAAGCACAAAGAGUGUGGGGGCAAAAAGACUGGACUCUACGGCUACCUGGCAAGUCCAAACCACCCAAAGCCUUACCCUCAACAACAGUUGUGCACAUGGCAGAUCUCUGUUGAGGAGGGUCAUGUGAUCAGGCUGAGUUUCCGUAACUUCAGUCUGGAGACUCAGGACGUGUGUGAGUUUGACUAUGUAGAGGUGCAUGACAGUGCUGAUACCGGGGCCGGCAGAGUACUCGGACGGUACUGUGGCACCAGCCUGCCUCCUGAGCUGACCUCCUCUGGGCCUCAGAUAACCGUGGUAUUUGUGGCUGACGAGGGUGUGGCAGACAGUGGCUUCAACGCGUCCUACCAGGCCAUCUCCCUCUCCGAGAGAACAUGCAGUCCUACUCAGUUUGCCUGCAGCAGUGGGGAGUGCCUGCACCAGGAGUGGCUGUGUGACGGCUGGACUGACUGUGCAGACGGGACAGAUGAGCACGACUGUGACAACUCGACCUAUCCCACUUUCAGCUUGUCCUGUGAGCCCAUUGAGGUGGAGAUGUGUCAGGGCCUGAGCUACAACCUCACCUCCUUCCCCAACAUCUGGCUGUCCAUCGCUGACCAGAGAGAGGCAGCCACGCUGCUCCGUCAGUACAUGGUGCUGAUGGAGCUAGCGUGUUUCCAGCCCCUGCGCAGGCUGGUGUGUGGGAUGUUCAUGCCCCACUGCAGCCCUCAGGGAGGGGUGCUGCAGCCCUGCCGGUCAGUGUGCUCCUGGGCAGCGCAGCAGUGUAGUCAGGCCCUGGACGUCUUCACCUUCAGCUGGCCCUUCAACUGCCACCUGCUGCCUGACUCCCAAGACCCUAUGGAGUGCUCCAGCCCUUGAAGUAUAGCACCUGCCCCAUUCAUUUGCUACAGUACAACCAUAGUUAUGAGAUGAAUCCAACACAGGACUAUAAGAACGCUUAAGAAUACCAUCAAAGCUCCAAUCUUUUCAAGGAAUCUUGGGAGUCUUGCAGUCUCGCUUGGACACUGAACAUCAUCAUCUAAGGACCUUUACAUGCAAAAAGAAUCACAAUGUUGCACUUCUGCUGCCUCUAUAUGGUUCUAGCCUUUUACAGCAUAAUACAGAUGUAUGGAACAGAACCGGUUGGAGUUAACGUGGGAAUAGAAAAUAAAUGUACGUAUUAAUAAAAACAAUACUGAUUUUGA
Messenger RNA from Salmo salar (Atlantic salmon), 2519 nucleotides. Its product is annotated as membrane frizzled-related protein-like. Gene Ontology annotation, molecular function: protein binding. NCBI's taxonomy places the organism in Eukaryota, Metazoa, Chordata, Actinopteri, Salmoniformes, Salmonidae. The record is from RefSeq and is a predicted model, not a curated record.